Messenger RNA from Rotaria socialis, 1701 nucleotides. Lineage: Eukaryota; Metazoa; Rotifera; Eurotatoria; Philodinida; Philodinidae. The record is from the annotation of a GenBank genome assembly.
AUGGUUUUAUUCAAAAAGGUUGUUUUAAUAAAAAAUCAAAAUAAAGUUGUUCUUCAUGAUUUAAAUCUUGAUAAUGUAAAAAAGAUCAUGGAUCAAAAUGAAUUAAAUACUGUUUUAUUAGAUCGAACACGAGGUCGAUUUUUAUUUUAUGAUUGUAUCGAACAUAUUGCAAAUAAGUAUGAAUUAUAUGAUAUAAAUGUUUUGUCUAAAAGCAGUGAAUUAUUUGAUGCGGUUUUACUAUUAAAGUCUGAUGAAAAUAAAAUAAAAAAUGCAGUUGAAUAUGCUGAAAAUUAUCGAAUAGAUUGUAUUUUAUCAAUAGCAAAUGAAAAUAAACAACAAGAAAAACAUUCUUCUGAAUUUUGUGCUACAACGAUUAAUAAUAUUAAUUUAUGCGACAUCAAUGAAGAACAACAUGAAAAAAAUCAAAUAAAUUUCGAGAAAACAAUUCUUCAAUAUGAUGAUAAUGAUGACGAUUCAUGUCGACCAACAUUUAAUGAUAUUAUAAAGCUGAAUGAUGUCGAAAUAUCGUUUUCAGAUGAAUUAGAAGAUGAUGAAUAUGAUGAAAAUAUUAUGAAUGAACAAAUAGAAAAUGAUGUUAAUGAUAAAAAUCCAAUGAUUCCAGUUGAUAAUGAUCGUUCACAUUGCUAUGUUGUUAUUCCAUUUGAUGAUAAUCAUUUUCAUUCCAAUGUUAUUAGUAGUCAAGAUACAUUUGAAAUUAUUAAUACAAAGGAUCUUACAGUUUCUGAAAAAUGUAUUAUAGAAACUCUAGCGAAGCUUUCAAAUAGGAUGAUUUCUUUGGAGGAAAACAUAAACAAACGCUUAACUGACUUCGAAAAUCAUAUCAAUAAACGACUUAGUGGAUUCGAAAAUCAUAUCAAUAAACGACUUAGUGGAUUCGAAAAUCAUGUCAAUAAACGACUUAGUGGAUUCGAAAAUCAUGUCAAUAAACGGUUAAGCAGGAUAGAAAAUAAUAUGAACUUGAUUUAUGAAAGACAAUCAUUACAAUCUUUGUUAAAAUUAUUAGAUACUGUUUAUCUAAUUACAUGUGAACGAUUGGAAAAUCGAACAUUUUUUUCAGAUAAAUCUGAUUUAACAUUAAAAUUUUUUCGUUUUGUAUCGAAACAGUUAAUUAAAAAUUAUUCAGCUCAAUGGUCGCCAUAUACUAAUAUUAUUAAAAAAUUAAGUUUAAAACCAAAAUGUCUUGAGAUUAAUUUAUUAGGUUUUGGUAAAUUGCAAAAAAAUCUAUCCGAAAAUAAGAAAAUAUCUUUUAUUGAAUCACCAAAACUGUUAUGUGUUGAUAAUACAACAAAUUAUAGAUCAUCAUAUGUUCGGCAUUGCAACACAAAUCUUGGUAAACCUUUUACACAUGUAUUAGUUUUUGAAGGUACAACUUCACCUGUACAUUUUGAAAUAGAAUUGUUUAAAAACUCGAAUUUAUCAUCGUCAGAUAACAAAAUUAUAUGGAUGAAAAAUUUGUUGCGUAAAUUAUUGCAAUUAGAACGAAUCAUAUUUUUUCUUUCUUUUUAUUACAAAAUUGAUUUAUCACAAUUCUUUGCUGGCCUCAUAUGUUUUCAUUUUUAUCAUAACUCUCAUAUUGACACGAAUUUAUUAUUACAGAAUGUCAUGUCAUCAACAUUCGUUGAAGCUGUGCCUCUUUUACAUCGUUUAUAUUUAAUUGAUCAAUUUAUCUUUACCUAUUGA